AUGAAAAAGAACGGAAAAGUAGAGAAACAUAUACAGAAAAGGAUAAGGAAAGCAGUGGUGGCGAUGAAAAGAACGUGGCACAUUGGAGAAAGAUUAUUUAAGGAAGAUUUCGAAAGAAGAAUAAAGAUGUUCGUGGUACGAGUGGAGAGUGUGGCGUUGUACGGGGUAGAAAUCUGGGGAUGGAAUGAUGAAGGAAGGUUGGACACUAUCAAGAGGAGAUAUAUGGAGUGGAUCUUAGCGUUGAACAAGGUUACAUCAAACUAUAUUUUGAGAGAGGAGAUACAACAGGAGGAACGAACGAAAGUAGUGAGGAGAGUGUUCAAGUAUGAAGAAGGAGCAAAAAAUUCAGACAAGAACUUAGUGAGAGACUGUAUAAGGGAGAUGGAAAGGCAAAGGGGGAAGAAAAAUCUAAGUGUGGAAAGAAAGAAGAAGAGAAUUGAGGAGGAGACUGGGAAUCAGUGAGGAUUGGAUGGGAAGAGUUAGAGAGGAAGAGGAAGGGAAAACAGAGGGAGUUGCAAAGAGAGUAAGGAAAAGGAUAGAGGUGGAAGUGGAAAGCAGAAGA
Frieseomelitta varia is the source of this 562-nucleotide messenger RNA. RefSeq lists its product as uncharacterized. NCBI's taxonomy places the organism in Eukaryota, Metazoa, Arthropoda, Insecta, Hymenoptera, Apidae. The record is from RefSeq and is a predicted model, not a curated record. Bases 1 to 462 code for a protein of 153 amino acids. The transcript has a single exon.